AUGUCCGGCAUUUUAAAAACUAACUUCAGUGUUUCGUUUUCGCUUGUGUUGUGUGUUAUAAAUUAAUUGAGUAAAGCUUAUUUCGAUUAAAAUUAAUUCAAUUUAAAAAUAAUUAAAGUACUCAUCUUUAGUUAUGAAGAAAUAAAAAUAAAUUUACCAAUAAUGUUAUAUAUUUUCUUUAAAUACUUAGCAAAGUAAUAGCAAUUUCUUCGCUGAAGUAAUAAGAAGUUGGUGGUGCAAAAUGUACCGAAACCAAAGUGCAUGAAAGAGCAGAAAAUUAAUAGAGAUUGUAUGGUUGUGUGUGUAAAGUUUAAGAUAAGUGCAUUGAAAAUGUGGUUAAUAAGUUACCAAUGAAUUAAAGUAUACAAAUAUUAAAAGAGGCCCAUUUUAAACUGGUCGAGGACAACAAAACAAAUGUGAUCAAAAUUACUGUUUUUCUUUACUCUUGGUGAUACAUAUGUGCAUAUGUACAAAUUAAGAAUAUGUGAAUAACUGGUGAACGAAAUUAAUUAAAACACAGGGUUGAUUCAGUGAAAGAAACAUAUGUGCAAAGUCCAAGCAAACAAGAAGUAACAAAUUUGUUAUGCCCACAAGACGUAUGCAAUGCUGAACAGUGUUUUCCUUGUAAUAAGUGAUCGUAUUAAAGGAACAGGUGUCCAUGGUAUAAAAAUAAAAUUUGAAUGUUUUGGAUAUAUUAUAUGGAGUUAUACCCAAUGUAUCGCAUGACUUCCUUCAGUGAAACGAAAAUAGCUUCAUGCAUACAUAUAUUGUUCAUAAAUAAGUAAAAAGUAUCAAGAGCACCGAAACGAAAAGCGAUAACAAAAGAUACCAACCCAUCGUAAAGAUAAUAGCUGCACAUAUACCUAUUUCCUUUUUGUGAGAUUUGGUUAGCACUAGAUCGCUAUCAGCUAAUUAAUGUGGAAGCUUAAGAACGAAAAUGGAUUCGCCGAAGAGGGAGAAGGUAAACGUUAUGCAACCACAUCAUUACGAACAAACGUUAGAUUUACUAAAUACAAUUAAUAAUGCAAAUACGUCCACAAAUUUAAAUAAAAACGAGCAUGAAGUAAAGGGCACAAGCCAAAGUACUGACACUAGUGAAAUUUGUCGGGAUGAAGAAUCGAAUUUUUCACCAAUAAAAACAAUAACACCACCAAUUAGCAAAUCGGCAGGUGAGAAUUUAACCGAAGCAGCGCCAAAAACGAGUGAAGCUGCGGUUAACAAUAACGAAGAGACUGAAAAUGCGGCCAUGGUGUAUGUUGAUGCCUCGAAGAUGAGCACGGCAACACCCACAAACAUAAAUCCUAUUUCGAUACCGAAAACAAUGGUAAACACUUUAGCAAUUACAGCUAUUGAAGAUCCGAAAAAGAUGCAGCCUAACUCCAAAGUGGACGAAUUUGUGGUACCAGCCAUACCCGAUACCAAGGCUGGUGUUGGUGGGACUGGUACCAGUGCCAAAAAGAAACGCAAUAAAAGCUCUAAAAAACGAGAUGACAAUAAAGCACGCAACAAAGCAAACAGCAAUAAUAUUGGCAAAGGCGCCACAGAUGGGAAUCGAUGUCAGCCUCCAAUAAACGUCAUUCCUUCCGGUUCAGCCAAUAUGAAGGCCUCUGUUUCAAUGACAUCGCUGCCACCGGACGAUGAGAAGUCUGAGGGUCGUGACGUAAUUAAAGCUAAACUAAAUGUCGAACGUCCAUACAACAGUUUAAAAAAAAACAUAGAACGCAAUGCAGUCAACGCUACGUUGGGGGUAAGAGCUCACUGCUUCAGUCAAAGUCAAAGCAGUACCAGCAGUUUCGCAAACCACCGCUAUUCUUGGGGCAGCGGAUACAGUUAUAGUUCGUCAAGCCUACAAAGCAGUGCCACGUUUGGACUUGGCUCGGCUAAAGACGAUCUCUGGGCUGCCAUACAAACCAAUUAUAACUACAUUAUGGACACAAACCUUUUGGAUACAUGUAAAGAGACAGAGCGACAUCUUGCGGAUCACAACGUAGCUAACGGUGUGGAAUGUGAACAAUCACAUUGCGCUGAGUUGUUGGGUGUAACUCAGCGUCGCGAACUAUCGUGGCACGAUCCUAAAGAAUUACGCAAGUGGUUGCGUGAAAUGGAAGAACGUCUUGAGUUGGCUCCCACUUUGUCGACAGUUACUACAUUAACGACAGCGGAAUUGGAGCACUGUUUGGCAGAACACUCGGUAAGUAAAGCAGUUUCUGUACGAAUUAUAUGUGUUGAUUGCAGGUGAACGGUGUUGCAGAAUGGUUUCCUGCCACUUCUUUUUAUAUCAUUUUUUUAUAAAGCAGCAUUUUUAAAUGUAAAAGUUUCAAAUUAAGACUGAAAUCGACCGAAUCAAUAUUAUUGCAGUUAAGUAUUACAGUACAGUACAGCACUUGUAAAAAAUGAGUUCACGGAAAUGGAACUCUGAUUAUUUGCUUGUUCGGUGAAGUUGUGGAACGAUUACAUUACUUUUUGGUACCUUACCAUAAUGGAAUACACGAUUCAUUGUGAUAUCUCUAAUUUAUUCAUUUUUGAAAACAGAUCAGACCUUGCUAGUGUACCUUAUUGGUGAAAUUUCAUCAAGAUAGUUCACGUAUUUGAAGCAUUCAAUACUGUCGGCAAAAACUAGUAUGACUUUUUAAUUUAAAUUUCGCUCGAAAAGCCAUUCGUCGAAAUAUCUUUUUUCUAGGUUGGUAUGACUUUCACAUUUCUGGUGCCGAAUCAUUCAGAAUGUUGAAAAAGGCCUUCGGUGAUAAUUCUUUGUCGAGAGCAAGUGCAAUGGGUUUGUCCCUAUUAUUUCUGCCACCAGUGUACGUAUGUACCUAACCCUUUAUACUUACAUACUUUUAUAAUUUAAUUUUAUGGUGUUACAAAGAUUAAGAUGAAAUUUAAUUGUACAUUUUUGACAAGGUUUUGCUAGACCUAAAAUCCCCUCUACUUGGAUUUCAACUUGGAAGUAGCUCUGAUGAGGCAACAAUUUGUAGUAUAUUACUAUGAAAAUAUGUUGUUAGCGUUGCUUUUUGUCUAGCAUUCGUGGCUGUGGCUUAGAGUGAAAAAAUGAAAAAUACCAUAAAUCAAAUGGAGUAUGUAUGUUGCGCAAAAGCAAGCCGUGGCCACUGGGUAAUGCCAAUUAGAGAUGCGUCUUGAGCUAGUGAUGGAUGUAUAUACAUACUAUACAUAUGUGUGUAUGUUUAAAGACAAAUGACCUUUAAAUAUAAAAUACAACCAUGUACAAAGGCAUAUAUGUAUGUACAUGCAUAAAUAAGUGUGUAAGUGUGAUGUAAAUUGUGGCCGCACAGCGACAAACUAAGCUCUGUUGCACAUAUUGAGCCAACAUUUCGCAUUGUUGUCAGUUCAGUCAACGGGCAAAUAUAAAAACGAAAUCUGAUGCAAUUGUAUCUUCAUUCUACAGAGAUUAGCACGUUUAGUGUCGAAUGAUCCGUUCAUACAGUGUAUGUGAGCAGUUUUCCUAAAUACCUUGCGCUUGCCAUAAUUCCAGAUUUGCACAAUGUGCCGAAUGCAGUUUAAGCUUCAAGUCAUUUGAGUCUUGUUUAAGGGGUUCCCUGACCACACACUCCACUACUUGCAUAUCAUAUCGAAAUGCGCGAUUGAAUUAAUUAUUAUGAGCAACAGCAACAUAAUGUCGAUUCUGCGAAAGUUGCCAAAUGCUUUAUUGCCGAAAGUAGGCUGAGCCCACGGCCAAGAGUUCACAGCCCAUGCAGCAUUGUGCAAAUGCUAAUCGGGAUAACAACACUGUGCAAUUUGAGCAAUUGUCUUAUGCGCAAUGUGAUUGCAACCUCUAAGUACCGAUUAUAAUAUUUAUAAUUUUUUUUUUAAGUUAUGUCAGACUUUUCGGCACUUUCGCGUAUGCGGGUAUGCAGUGACAAGGAAAUAUAGUACAUACACAAAAACUCCAACAAUACAACACCCGCGCGAUGUUUCCUAAAACAUAAAACAAUAGUAUCACUGCGAUUUAGCGUUCAGCUUUGCUAGGAAAGACAUGACGGUAGUGUCUGGCGGUUGUUGUUGUUAUUUGUAAGUUGUAAGCGGGAGUAACGUCCAAAAUAAAGAUACUUUAAAUUAUGAUCACCAUAAAAACACGAUGUAACGAAACCGCCGCGGUGAGCAAAGGCAAGCGACCAUGCAACAAUUUUAUUAUUACUUCCCUGCUGGUUGGCGGUGGCGCGUGCCAGAAAGGCUAAAACGGAUUUGUUGGCUUAUUCAAUUCAUACAAAUGUAAUACGUAUCUAUUUAUGUAUGCAUGUACAAUAGCGGUGAAAAAAAUGCAGCACUUUAAUGGCAUUGAACAAGUUUAAAUUUGUUUUUUUAGUUUAUCACAUUUAAAUUUACAUACAGUUGCGAGCAAUAAAAUAUUUAUGUUCAAUUUUGAAAUAUUAUAUAUAGACCGGUCAAACCUUCAAAAAAUGUGGAACAACUCGUCGGAUGUUUAGGAGUAAUGAUUCGCAAUGGAAUAACACAGAUUCCAGAAAAAAUUUUUCAAAGGUUACCAAGCGCAAUACUGUCAGGUAUGCCAAAACUCGACCAAUAAUGUCUCUUCAAGAGUUCUGGGA
Messenger RNA from Bactrocera dorsalis (oriental fruit fly), 4562 nucleotides. RefSeq lists its product as uncharacterized. Lineage: Eukaryota; Metazoa; Arthropoda; Insecta; Diptera; Tephritidae. The record is from RefSeq and is a predicted model, not a curated record. The coding region runs from base 938 to 2239 and encodes 433 amino acids. The transcript has 4 exons.